AUGGACUGCAAGAAGAAGCCUCUCCCUGUGAAAGCUGAGAUAGAGCUGGAGCGAUACCUGAACAUGUGGGGGUGCGUCCACAAGCUGACGGGUCACCAGUCCCUGACCAGCGGCAUGGAGCUGAGGGACAACCUGCUGGUCAGCGGGAACGCCGACUCCACCGUCCGCGUCUGGGACGUCCGCACCGGCCAGUGCCUCCACACGCUGCAAGGGCCCAACAGGCACCAGUCGGCCGUGACCUGCCUCCAGUUCUGCCGAGGUCUGGUUCUGUCCAGUUCUGACGACGGGACGGUGAAGCUCUGGGACCUGCGCACUGGAGCCUGGGUCAGAGACCUGGUGUCUCUGCAGAGCCAGGGCUCUGGUGGGGUGGUGUGGCGAAUCAGAGCGUCCGACACUCGGCUGGUCUGCGCUGCCGGCAGCCGCAAUGGAACGGAGGAGACCAAACUACUGCUGCUCGACUUUGAGCCAGAAGGGACAGGAGGAGACGAGUGA
This is a messenger RNA of Gadus chalcogrammus (walleye pollock), 492 nucleotides long. Its product is annotated as F-box/WD repeat-containing protein 7-like. Bases 1 to 492 code for a protein of 163 amino acids. NCBI's taxonomy places the organism in Eukaryota, Metazoa, Chordata, Actinopteri, Gadiformes, Gadidae. Gene Ontology annotation, molecular function: ubiquitin binding. The transcript is spliced from 4 exons. The record is from RefSeq and is a predicted model, not a curated record. Gene Ontology annotation, cellular component: cytoplasm; nucleus. Gene Ontology annotation, biological process: ubiquitin recycling; proteasome-mediated ubiquitin-dependent protein catabolic process.